Prunus armeniaca (apricot) is the source of this 921-nucleotide messenger RNA. The record is from the annotation of a GenBank genome assembly. NCBI's taxonomy places the organism in Eukaryota, Viridiplantae, Streptophyta, Magnoliopsida, Rosales, Rosaceae.
AUGGCUCCUCAAUUAAAGUCCAAGAAACCUAAGAAGAUGAAGAUGAAGAUAAAGCCGCGGGUUCUUAAAAUCGACGCCAAUGGUGGCUCUGUUCUGAAACCCCCCUUGGCCAGGAGAAUGUCCACUCUGAAGAAAAUGGCCAGCGAACUCUCGAUAUUGUGCGACGUUGCCGUCUGCGUGGUCGCUGUUGGGGCCGACAGCGAAAUCGAGACUUGGCCGGAAAACCAACAAGAUGCGAAAUCAAUUCUUCUCGAACACAAGAAUCUAGGGAAAUUGGGAAAGAAAAUUGAAAAGGGUUCAUUCUCGGUCGGAAAGGGUACUGAUUACAGUUUCUUGGACACCAUGUUAGAGGGUUUGAACGAGAGAAUUGGGGCUGUGAUGAUGAGGGAUGGUGGUACCAAAACUAGAACAACUAGUACCUGCAGUUUCAUGGAAUUCUACGAGAAUAUCAUGGGGACUGGUGUGCUACCAGAUCCACCAGAUCAACAACAAUCAAUGUUGCUUGUUGAUCAAGUUCCUCAUCACCAACAAGAAGAUUAUUGCACCACAAAUUCGGAUGGUUUCUAUUUGGAAGAUCUUCAUAUUGCUGCUGCUGCUCCAACUCUGAGCAACAUUGAUGAUUAUGUGAGUUGGCUAUUGGAUGAUCAUAAUGAUAUUGGUUUGAUGGAAGAUUAUAUCCAAUUUGGUGAUAGUGACUUGGCCCCUCUCCCUCUUGAUUCACAAGAGCAGCAGAUGCCUUUGUUGCAGCCAGCUCAGAUGGAUACUAAUAAUUCUGAUCAUCUUAGUUGGCUGUUGGGUGGUGGUGAUAUUGGUUUGAUGGAAGAUUAUAUCCAAAUUUGUGAUAGCGACUUGGCCACUCCUCUAGACCCACAGCAGCAGCAGCAGCCGCCUUCAUUGCAGCUACCUCAGACUACUUACUAG